Messenger RNA from Acanthisitta chloris (rifleman), 384 nucleotides. Its product is annotated as secreted Ly-6/uPAR-related protein 1-like. The transcript is spliced from 3 exons. The record is from RefSeq and is a predicted model, not a curated record. Bases 1 to 384 code for a protein of 127 amino acids. Lineage: Eukaryota; Metazoa; Chordata; Aves; Passeriformes; Acanthisittidae. Gene Ontology annotation, molecular function: acetylcholine receptor inhibitor activity.
AUGAAGACGCUUCUGGUUGGGUUCCUGCUUGGCCUGGCUUGUUUGGAGUUGGCCCAAGCCUUACGAUGUUACACCUGCAAGGAACCCACAGACAUUUCCAGGUGCAGAACACCCACUGUGUGCCCCCCCAAAGCCACAGUGUGCACAACCACACUGCACUCCUUGGACACAGGUUACCCCUUUUUUGGCAACAUCACAGUGACCAGAGACUGUGAGGAGGAUUGUCUGUCCUAUAAUGGGAUAGGAGCAUCCAAACCCAAGUCCUGCUGCUACACCGACCUCUGCACCGAUGACACCAAGAGCAACAGUGGGGUGAGAAGCAGCUCUGCAGCACUGGGGCUGAUGGCCAUGGCUGUUGUCACACUCCUCCAGUGCUUCCUGUAA